This is a messenger RNA of Huiozyma naganishii CBS 8797, 531 nucleotides long. RefSeq lists its product as uncharacterized. Lineage: Eukaryota; Fungi; Ascomycota; Saccharomycetes; Saccharomycetales; Saccharomycetaceae. The transcript has a single exon. The coding region runs from base 1 to 531 and encodes 176 amino acids. The record is from RefSeq and is a predicted model, not a curated record.
AUGCCAGAAAAAGGAAGUCAGGAAAAAAAACACCGCAUAGAGUUGAGAUUUCGCAAGUGCGUGUGUUACAUCUGGCUUCUUUGCUUGCGUGUCACAAAAGCCACUUUAACAGCAGAUGAAUUCUGGGUUAUACAGGACAAAAGCACCCCUCGCAACACCGCAGCACACAGUUGUGCUGCGUUGCGUUAUGUGCGCGACGCUUACACGACGCUAAACAGGUCGUUUCUCGCCCUUUGUGUCAGCCUCUGGGCUUCUCUCUCUCUCUCUCUCUCUCUCUCUGUACUGCUCUGUGUGUGCCCCUCACCCCAGCGGAAUUUGAUGAUGAUGCUGAUGAUGAUGACAAUGCAGCAGAGCGUGUUGCCGAAGAGGUUUCUAGGAAAAAAAAAGAAUCAGAGAGACGCAAGAAGAACAAGCAGAAGAAGAACCGAGUUUUUAUCAAAUUGUAGGAAGCAAGAAAAAAAAUUGCUAGAGGUUAAAAUAUAUAUAAAGGGACCUCGAAUAUUUAAUAUUGUUGUUUGUGGUGUCUUCUGA